UAGCGCUAAAACUGAUCUUUACUUUUACAAAAGGAAGUUGUACUUGUCGAUAGUGCCUAUUCCUUGUUUGUUGUUGAUUGUUAAUUGAAUUGACAGUAAACAUUAAUUUGUUAAUUAUUUUUCUGGUUAAAUACAUAAUCUGUACAAUUACUUUUACGAUAAAUUAUGUCAUAUAUAUAUAUAUAUAUAUAUAAAAGAAUUCAAUAAAAUAAUAUAAUGGCAGUUUGUUGUAUUUGUGAUGUUAAAUUUGGGCUUCAGACAGAAUGUGUUAGUUUUCAUAGAUUUCCUAAAGAUGAAGAUAAAAGAGUGCAUUGGUUUACAGCAAUUGGUGAAAAAGUUAAAAACUUUAUAUUUAUUCCCAAUUCACAAAUAUGUAGUAAACAUUUUACAAUGGAAUGCUUUGUGAUAACAUGCAGUGGUAAAAGAUACUUGAAAGCAGAUGCUGUACCCAGUAUAUUCAACAUACCUUUAAAACAAGGACUUGAACUUAUUCGACCAGUUCAACAACAAUUAUAUACACCAAAAUGUGAUAAUGCUGCUAGUAUGAAUCAUAAGCAGGAAGAAAUUAGAAUAUCAAAAAUCAUUAUAAAACCUAUUAAUAAUAAAUAUUUCGUUACAAAUACAGAUUACAGCAAGAAGCUGCUAGUCUACUCAAAAUGUAUCUUUGAAUGCCUCAGCAGUCAGUAAUACAGGAGAAAUGACUGAUCUGCGACAUGCAAGGGAAUAUAUCGAAACAUUAAAAAAGAAGUUAAAAGUUUCACAACAGAAAUGCCGGAGAUUACAAACAAGGGUAACAUUUUUAAAAUUGCUUGUAAAACAUU
Molecule: messenger RNA, 821 nt
Organism: Linepithema humile (Argentine ant)
Lineage: Eukaryota; Metazoa; Arthropoda; Insecta; Hymenoptera; Formicidae
Source: RefSeq, a predicted model, not a curated record